AUGCGCUUCACCACCUUCGCCGCCGUGCUCGCAACCGCCGCCACCGUGUCGGCGACGCUCGACCCGUGCACAACCAACACCAAGGGCAAGGUGCCCAAGAGCCCGGCGUGCUCGGCGACCAAGAAGUCGACCAACAUUCAGGCCGCCGAGUGCUCGCACAACACGCGUGUCUCCGGCACCCAGACCUUCGCCGUCUGGACUCGCACCAAGACCAACUCCAACGGCAUCUCGUACGGAACCUGCGAGGCCUACACUUGCACCGCCCCCACCGACAGCCAGCUCACCGCCAACACCGACGGCUGGACCUUCUUCUGGAAUGACAACGGCGAAUCUAGCGGCGUGGGCACUGGGUGCAUCCGUGAUCCUAACACCACUGAGUGCGGUUGCGAGAACUCGGACGGCGAGUUCAUCGUCGGCAGCGACUCUUGCAAAUAG
Messenger RNA from Lasiodiplodia theobromae, 435 nucleotides. Its product is annotated as Small secreted protein. Lineage: Eukaryota; Fungi; Ascomycota; Dothideomycetes; Botryosphaeriales; Botryosphaeriaceae. Bases 1 to 435 code for a protein of 144 amino acids. The record is from RefSeq and is a predicted model, not a curated record. The transcript is spliced from 2 exons.